CUCCAACUGCAUCACUGGAUCCCCCCACAGAGAUCCUGGAGGGCAGUUCAGUGACUCUGACCUGCAGCAGUGAUGCUAACCCAGCAGCUAACUACACCUGGUUCAAGGAGACAAAUUCAAAUGUUAAAAUGAUCUCUGGAGGUCCACAGUUUGUCUUCAGUUCCAUCCAUUCCACAGAUUCUGGAGAUUAUUUCUGUGAAGUUGAGAACCAGCUGGGUUUAAAAAGAUCUUACCUUAAACUGGAGGUGAAAUAUGCUCCAAAGAACAUCUCUGUCUCUGUGAAUCCUCCUGAGAUCCUGGAGGGCAGUUCAGUGACUCUGACCUGCAGCAGUGAUGCUAACCCAGCAGCUAACUACACCUGGUUCAAGGAGAACAAAGACUCUCCUAAAUCAGAAGAACAAAUGUUCACCAUCAGUGACAUCACAGCAGAAGAUGGAGGGCUUUACAUCUGUGUGGCUCAGAACAAACUGGGCCAGCAGAACUCCAGUGUUCAAGUGUCUGUUGGAUCAGGUUCAGUGUUGAUGGUCGUCAUACGCUUGAUCAUUUCUGCUCUCCUGACUCUCAUCUUCUUAGUUGUUUUAUUCCUGAAGAUCUUCGGGUGA
Oryzias melastigma (Indian medaka) is the source of this 602-nucleotide messenger RNA. RefSeq names its product B-cell receptor CD22-like. The record is from RefSeq and is a predicted model, not a curated record. The transcript is spliced from 3 exons. Bases 129 to 602 code for a protein of 157 amino acids. Lineage: Eukaryota; Metazoa; Chordata; Actinopteri; Beloniformes; Adrianichthyidae.